Molecule: messenger RNA, 2534 nt
Organism: Oldenlandia corymbosa var. corymbosa
Lineage: Eukaryota; Viridiplantae; Streptophyta; Magnoliopsida; Gentianales; Rubiaceae
Source: the annotation of a GenBank genome assembly
AUUCUAAAUUGAUCUAAAGCGUAUCUGUUCCAACUUCCAAUGUCUCAUCAAUUGAGCACAGAGAGUCUCUCACGUCAAUUCCAGCUGUUGGCCAAAGCCAAGCACUUGUUUUGGUUGGAAGGAUUGGUACUUCAAAUUGAAUUCUUUACACUAAUCUGGAAAUCAUGAAUGUGACACAAAAAAACAGAAAAGAAAGCGCUCUCUCUCUCUCUCUCUCUCUCUGCCCAGUAAAAGCAAAAAAGAAGGAAAUAAUACCUGCCAAUUCUCAUCAACACGGGAAAGGAGUUUCUGUCCUCUGCCCAAGUGUCCAAGACCACCUUCUGCUGCACAAGUAUAACCAGAACUGAAAGCUAAAAUACGAUCGAGUCCAAUGCUUUAAAAUCACUUUAUCUGUUUCUGCCGAGAGAAUCACAAAGAAAUAUCAAGCAUCAAGUAGCCCUGAAAAGAGAGGUGUGAAGAAAGAGGGAAAGCAUCAAGCUCCAAUGAUGAUGACCAGAGGAAGAAAAAGAAGAGUAAUGUUGGAACAAUAUGUUCAAGCUGUGCAUGAGUUGCCAUUGGAGCAGGAACAAUUGACCCCUGUUCCUCAAACUCCUCAGGUGUUCUUAAAAAAAACCCUUGUUUGUGUUUUUUUAUUUGAUUUGAUGUGGUUGUUUUCUUUCCUGUUUUUGCUUUUGGCCCUCAUCGCCUGAUUGAUUCAUGGGGGUUCCCCCCCUCCCCUACCUUGGUGUUACAUCUUCAACUUUGAAGCCGCCGUAAAGGCUGGUUCUUUCGCUUUCUUUUAGUCCCGGAGUGAAAAAGUAGCUUCUCUUUAGCUUUAGCUUCAAAAAGCCCAAAUCUUUCUUUUGCAUUUUAUAUCAGUAGAUUCAUAUUUUGCCUCAGUUUGGUUUUUCCACAACUGAUAACUUUGCAUGUCGGUCUUUACUUCCAUCUUUUAAUAGGAUUUUGUAUGGAUGGGUGUGGCGAUGAAGGGUAUAAUUGUCGUGUUGUUCUGCACACCAUUUUCUUGUUGAGCUGCUGAUUAAGCUAGUAAUUUCUUUUUUCCAACACACACACAUUCGAAAGUAUUGGCUUUGCAUUGUCUGCCUAUUUCUAUCAUUCACUGCAUAAAUUAUAUUAUGUCUAAGUUGAUACUGAAGGGAGCUUGUCCGUUCCUUGUAUUAUAUGUGUUCUUGAUAACUUUGGGAUUUUCCAUCUCCAUGCAGGAGAAUCCUUCUCAGGGUGCGAGUGGUAGAUUCAUCUACUCCAGAGAAUCUACUGAACCCCUCAAUCGACGUCAAUUGAAUGCAUGGAGGGUUCUGUUAGGGCAUUCACAACCAAACCUGCUAGCUCCACAAAGACAUAGUUCAGAAAUUCCCCACGAGCACAAGGAGAAUGCUGCUCAGGUUGUUAAUGGUAGAUUCAACUCUGCCCAACCACCUAGCAAAGCCCUCAAUCAAUUUGCUACUGCUAGCUCUGCUAUUCCGGUCAGAUCUCAUCCGCAAAACCUAGAGAGCAAUGCUGAUCGGCGUCCAUUUAAUGCAUGGAGGGUUCUGGUUGAGCCUCCUCCACAAGAACAAAGAUCAGAUAUCCCCUCUGAUAAUGCUGUAUUGCCUCAAGAUUCCUUAAGCUGCUCCAGUCCACACGCUGAACAUGAUCAAAGAGACAUCAUGACUGAUGCUACUUUGGCUCAAGAGUCUUCUAGUAUUGCCAUGACUGAGAUCGCUCUAAGGUGCAAAGACAGUUUUGAAGUUGAUGACGAUGAGGUUGAUUCCGCCUGUGAUUCUGCUCUGGUAACGUUUCAAGGAUACCGGGUCAAAGAAGAAGUGGUUCCCCUGCUUAGCAAGAUUUUCGCUAAAUAUGGCGAUAUUGUUAAAGACUCUGUAUUGAGCUGUUCCAAAUAUCGUUCACUUCUUCUUCAAGAGGUCUGCUUAAUCUGCCAGGACUUGGAGAGAACAAACUUCGCUGAGAUUACUAUUUAUGAGGUGAAUUCAAUGCUUGGUAGGAUUGAUGAUCUGGAGAGCGUGAAGCUGAAUGUGGAGUGGCUCCGCAAGAAGCUGACUGAAAUCAAGGAGACGAAGGAACUAAUUGGGGGAUACACUGCUUUCAAAGAUAACAUGGUUAACAUGGAGACCAAGCAGAAAGAGCUGACUAAGAAAAAUGCUGAGCUAAAUAAGUUGCAGCAGGAAAUCAACCUAUUAACCGAUGAGCUGACAACUCUGAAGAUCGAUCAUGACCGUUAUCAACAAAACCUGCUAGAGAUGAAGGGUAAAAUAACUGUUUACUAUAGCAAAGAUCUAGUGGACGGACUUUACUAGCUCACUUACCUCCCCAGUAUCUUCACAUAUUCAGUCUUCAGUAUCUUCUUUUGUCCAGGAAUUCCUGAUGAAAUCUAAAGUAGGUUGUUGGGAUUUUUAGAAUCUUUGGUGGUUUUUAAUGUGAUAUCUCUUAAGCAUUAGACUUUCCACCAGAGAGGGUAUCUACCAAUAGGACUUUUGCCUAUGCGAAGUAAUGUUUCUCCAUUUUACUGAUGUUAUCUACCAAAUGUGUGUUUGAUG